This is a messenger RNA of Arabis nemorensis, 507 nucleotides long. The record is from the annotation of a GenBank genome assembly. Lineage: Eukaryota; Viridiplantae; Streptophyta; Magnoliopsida; Brassicales; Brassicaceae.
AUGUGGCAUGGAUAUUUACAGGCACAUCCAAGCCACAAAUUUAUGCGAUAUGAGUCCGAUGAACAGUUUGAUGAUCUGAAAAUUAUCUUUAAUGGUACAACCGCCAAUGGUAAUAAUUCACUUGGACUGGGUGUAACUACUGACGCUUGCACCUACGAGGUUGAUGAUAAUCAAAGUGGUGACGAUGUUACUGAUACAUCACCGACGAUGAACAAACCAGAGGAGCUGGAGAGUGGUAACAAUGACUAUGUGGUUACAGUGAGCAACAAGAUCCUUGAUAUCAUACAACAAAGAGAAGAAAGACAACAACGAGAAGCUGAAAAAACAAAAGCUGAGAAAAAGAAAAACAGUGUUUGGGAUGCUGUGAAAGAAAUCACUCAUUUGGAUCAGCGUUCUAAAUUUAAAGCAGUUACACUUAUCUAUUCCUUAGGAACGAAAGAUGUCUUUGCAGAUAUGCAUGUAGAAGAACGCAUUGGUUGGAUCCAAACCAAUAUUGGCUCCGAUUGA